Physcomitrium patens is the source of this 2280-nucleotide messenger RNA. RefSeq names its product glucan endo-1,3-beta-glucosidase 5. The record is from RefSeq and is a predicted model, not a curated record. Gene Ontology annotation, biological process: carbohydrate metabolic process. Lineage: Eukaryota; Viridiplantae; Streptophyta; Bryopsida; Funariales; Funariaceae. Gene Ontology annotation, molecular function: hydrolase activity, hydrolyzing O-glycosyl compounds.
CUUCAACGGCGCAUUGCCAUUUCCAGUUGCUACCCGCGUUCUCGCCCUUUACUUUCAAAAUCCUCAUGUUGUCCGCUUCUCCCCCCCCUCUUCUGGAUUUCGUCUCUUUCCUCUCAUUUCCCGACCCGCCCUGCAUCGACCCAAUUCCACGGCACUCCUUGUGAUAUACAUUGCGGCGUCACUUUUGUACCCGCCUUGGCCCCCUGCCUCCUCCCGCCGGCUUACUUGUGAUCGAGCUCGGCCAUCCACUUUGGAAUCUGUGCCUGUGCUGUCGCUACCGCAGCUUGGGUACAUCAGCCGUUGCGAGAAUUCAUGAGCAGAGGAGAUUCGUUGAAGAGCUUCGUGGCGAUUGUGAGGCAUGAAUGCUGUGAUUGUUUGCGGAUAGGGUGUCUGGAAUAAAAUUUGCUUCAGCGAUAUGGCUAGGGAACCGGGUGUAUGGCGUGUGGUUGUGGUUACGCUACUUUUCUUGGUCGUUUCUCAAACUGUGAACGGCCUGGGUGUGAACUGGGGGACUAUUUCUGUAAAUCCACUGCCUCCUGGGUAUGUAGUGAAGAUGCUGCAAGCGAAUGGCAUCAAGAAGGUGAAGCUCUUUGAUGCCGCCUACGACGUCAUAAGAGCAUUGGCGGGCACUGACAUUGAAGUCAUGGUGGCCGCCCCGAAUAACUUGCUUGCCACGCUUGCGGGUGACCCAAAAGCAGCAGAGGAUUGGGUGAAGGCGAACGUGACCUCCUACAAUUUCAAGGGAGGUGCCAAUAUUAGAUGGGUUGCUGUGGGCAAUGAGCCGUUCCUUACUGCCUAUGAAGGAAUGUAUCUUAACACAACCUUGCCAGCUCUCAGAAACAUUGUUAACGCACUUGCGAAAGCAGGUCAAGCGAAUACGGUGAGGACCAUUAUUCCGUUUAACUUCGAUAUCCUCAAUGGUGCUGUGAAGCCCUCAGAAACACGGUUCAAGGUCGAAUACCUCGACCAAAUUCGACCCAUGCUGCAGAUAUUUAACAGUACUGGUGCCCCGUUCAGUGUCAAUUUGUACCCAUUUAUCAGCAAGUAUCAAUCCCCCGACUUCCCUCUUGAUUACGCAUUUUUUGAGGGAUCUACGUCCGCCGUGACCGACGGGACAUUUAUCUAUAAGAAUGCCCUCGAUGCGAGCCUUGAUGCCCUUAUCUCAGCUCUGACAGCCGAGGGAUACCCUGCGAUGGAAAUCUUGCUCGGUGAAAUAGGGUGGCCUACAGAUGGAAAUGAGUUUGCUAACCCAACACUGGCAGGGAAAUAUAAUCAGCAGUUGAUUAACCACCUGCAGAGCAAAGUUGGAACUCCCCUGCGACCGAACACCUUCACUGAAUUUUACAUGUUCGGCCUUCUGGAUGAGAAUAUUAAGAGCAUUCUUCCUGGUCCAUUUGAGCGGCAUUGGGGCAUGUUCUAUUACGACGGGGUUGCCAAAUACCCACUCGACCUCGCAGCUGGCACUGGCGCUCCCCCACAGACGAUUAAAAAUGCGGAGUUCCCCCCCUACAUGAGUGCCCAGUAUUGUGUACUGAACGAGAACGCUGAUAGGACAAAUCUCAGUCAGAACGUAGCUUUUGCCUGUUCCCGAACAGACUGUACACCACUAUAUCCUGGGUCGUCGUGUGGUGGCUUGUCUGCGGUCCAGAAUGCCUCGUAUUCUUUCAACUCAUACUUCCAGUUCCAAAACCAAGACCCGAACGCAUGUAACUUUCAAGGCCUGGGUAGGAUCACAACCGAGAACCCAUCUGUAGGUAACUGUCGUUUUAUCAUUGGGCUAACGAAAUACACGCCGCAAACCAGACCAACUAGUGGUACCGCUGCUCAGAGUGGAAUCUUAGUUUUGACCAUCUUUUCACUCUUGGUUAGUUCUUUUAGGUUUUGGUUAGACUCUGCACUUUAGUAGCGUUAAUGUAAUAUUCUAGACGUAGAACACGACUUAGCCCAGAUAUCUACCUCUUCGUGGAGGGUAGAGUGUGUUCCUAUGGUGUAACGUGGGAAGUGGUGAAGCUGAAGAUGCUCAUUUGCCUUCGCAGCCGUUGCCAAGUCUUUAUAGACGCAGCUGCAGUUGGCACCCAGCUUAGGUGCGAGGUGUCAUGUUGACACUUCCAAGCCUGGACACACGCAGGAGGCUAUCUCUCGAAGAAGGUACAUGCCUUGAUGAGAUUUGUGUGGUGUUGGGACCACUGACUUGUCAUCUUCAACAAACAGGAGAUGAUUUGUUGGAACUCGUUGUACAAGAACGGAAAGUUAUGAGAAAAUGAGAUAAUUUUUGUGCUA